Messenger RNA from Elgaria multicarinata webbii, 1982 nucleotides. It is a transcript of the gene CCT8, whose product is annotated as chaperonin containing TCP1 subunit 8. Gene Ontology annotation, biological process: protein folding. NCBI's taxonomy places the organism in Eukaryota, Metazoa, Chordata, Lepidosauria, Squamata, Anguidae. Gene Ontology annotation, molecular function: ATP hydrolysis activity; ATP binding; ATP-dependent protein folding chaperone. Gene Ontology annotation, cellular component: chaperonin-containing T-complex. The record is from RefSeq and is a predicted model, not a curated record. The transcript has 15 exons. Bases 96 to 1742 code for a protein of 548 amino acids.
UUGGAGAGGGCGAGGCGGCGUGAGUUGCGCGCGCCGCUGCAGUCGCAAGGUCUCCUAAUUCGGGUGUCGUCCGCGCGUGGCCCAGAGCAGCAGCGAUGGCGAUGCACGUCCCCAAGGCCCCGGGCUUCGCCCAGAUGCUGAAGGAAGGAGCGAAGCAUUAUUCAGGAUUGGAAGAAGCUGUCUUUCGAAACAUUCAGGCAUGUAAAGAGCUUGCCCAAACAACUCGCACAGCCUAUGGACCAAAUGGAAUGAAUAAAAUGGUUAUAAACCAUUUGGAAAAGCUUUUUGUUACUAAUGAUGCGGCUACCAUACUAAGAGAAUUGGAGGUUCAGCAUCCUGCAGCAAAAAUGAUUGUCAUGGCUUCUCACAUGCAAGAGCAAGAAGUUGGGGAUGGAACAAAUUUUGUUCUCGUUUUUGCUGGAGCCCUUCUGGAGCACGCGGAGGAACUUCUAAGAAUGGGUCUUUCUGUUUCAGAGGUAAUUGAAGGCUAUGAAAAAGCUUGCAAGAAAGCCCUAGAGAUUCUACCUGAUCUUGUGUGCUGCUCUGCAAAAAACCUUCGGGAUGUUGAAGAAGUUGCAUCUUUGCUGCAAACUUCAAUAAUGAGUAAACAAUGUGGCAGUGAAAUCUUUCUAACUAAGCUUAUUGCUCAGGCAUGUGUAUCUGUUUUUCCUGAAUCGGGCCACUUCAAUGUCGACAACAUCAGAGUGUGCAAGAUCUUAGGUUCUGGCAUUUGUGCAUCUACAGUAUUGCAUGGCAUGGUUUUUAAAAAAGAAACGGAAGGUGAUGUUACUUCUAUCAAAGAUGCUAAAAUAGCUGUGUAUUCUUGUCCUUUUGAUGGUAUGAUAACAGAAACUAAGGGAACUGUACUGAUAAAGAAUGCUGAAGAACUGAUGAAUUUCAGCAAAGGAGAGGAAAACUUAAUGGAGUUACAAGUCAAGACCAUUGCUGAUGCUGGUGCAAAUGUUAUAGUAACAGGUGGAAAAGUGGCAGACAUGGCCCUUCAUUAUGCUAACAAAUACAAUCUUAUGCUGAUAAGGCUAAAUUCUAAAUGGGAUCUCAGGAGACUGUGUAAAACAGUUGGUGCUACAGCUCUCCCCAGACUGACACCACCCAAUCCAGAAGAAAUGGGUUACUGUGACAGUGUGUACUUGUCAGAAGUUGGGGAAACACAAGUAGUUGUAUUUAAACAUGAAAAGGAAGAUGGUGCUAUUUCUACAAUAGUAAUUCGUGGCUCUACAGACAAUCUCAUGGAUGAUGUAGAGAGAGCAGUGGAUGAUGGUGUCAACACUUUCAAAGUACUCACUCGGGAUAAGCGCCUUGUUCCAGGUGGUGGAGCAACAGAAAUAGAGUUGGCUAAGCAGAUCACUUCAUAUGGAGAGACUUGUCCAGGUCUUGAUCAGUAUGCUAUCAAAAAAUUUGCUGAGGCAUUUGAAGCCAUUCCUCGAGCACUGGCUGAAAAUUCUGGAAUUAAGGCAAAUGAACUUAUUUCUAAGCUCUAUGCAGUACAUCAAGAAGGCAACAAAAAUGUUGGGUUUGAUAUUGAGGCUGAAGCAGCAGCUGUGAAAGAUAUGUUGGAAGGGGGUGUACUAGAUACACAUCUUGGGAAAUACUGGGGCAUCAAGUUGGCCACAAAUGCUGCAGUAACUGUACUAAGAGUUGAUCAGAUCAUCAUGGCAAAACCAGCUGGUGGCCCCAAACCACCAUCAGGAAAGAAGGACUUGGAUGAUGACCACAGUGAUUGAAACUGUUCCGUGUACUUCUGGAGGGCUUGUGUGUCUUGUCAUGUGUAUUACUUAUCUUUAAAUUAUGAGACUAAUCUGUACUAGAUUCAUGUCUCGUACUCUUUCAAUAAAAGCAGUUUCAGUACAAGAGGCUUCCUUUCUGUUCUAGUACGCAUAGCUAUUUAAAGUGUUUCAGCUAUUACAUACUGACUAAAAGUUGUAUAAAAUAUUUGAAAUACAAAACAUGAAUUUUCAAGUGAA